Chenopodium quinoa (quinoa) is the source of this 1816-nucleotide messenger RNA. Its product is annotated as probable disease resistance protein At1g12290. The record is from RefSeq and is a predicted model, not a curated record. The transcript is spliced from 3 exons. Gene Ontology annotation, molecular function: ADP binding. NCBI's taxonomy places the organism in Eukaryota, Viridiplantae, Streptophyta, Magnoliopsida, Caryophyllales, Amaranthaceae. Bases 443 to 1597 code for a protein of 384 amino acids.
ACCCCCCAAAUUGUAGGCAUGGGAUAAACUAAAAAGUAACACUACUUGAAAUUUCUAAGUGGCUGGGGAAGCCCACUAGUAAUUGGGACGAAAUUUCCACCCAACACAAAGAAUAGCUUCGAAGACUUUCAAGUCAACUUCAACAAGAGAAAACUUCAUUACUUCUGAAUCUUACCCAGAAAUGGUUUUUGUUCUUUUGCCAAGCUACUUCCCUUCUUAACUUCAACACUAGAUCUUGUUUUUUUUGGUGUUUAGAGAGCCACAAGGGCGGGGGGGUGAGAAUCGAUCCCAAGACCUCCUAGAAUCGGGAGGGAAGCUCUAACCACUUGAGCUAUCCCUCACUCUCAACACUAGAUCUUUUGCUUUCUUCAUUUAGCAAAGGCUUUUGGGAAUUCUCUUCAUCAAAUUAUUUGGUUAAUCUGACUGACUUGUAGGUGCUGCAAUGGUAAGAGAGUUGUCCACAUUGUUAUUAGCAGGAACUGCUACUGGGACAAUACAGCCUGUGACUGUAUGGAACGGAAUCAAAGCUGGGAAGAAAAUAAUAGAAUUUAUUGGUGAAGUUCCGGAGUGGAUUAACUAUAAUCAGAACCUUGAAAAUCAUCUCCGACUUCUUAAGAGGAAAACGGAUUGCUUAGAGAGUAGAGAAGCUGAUGUUGUAAUAGAGCUUGAAAACACUGAGCAUCAGAGUGGCAGGAAGCGAAAAGGGGAAGUUAACCAUUGGUUGAGGAGGGUAAGGACUAAAGUUACUGAUGUAAAAAAAGUUGAAGAUGAUAUUAACACGGUGAGUUAUUUGCCAAGAUUUCUCUUUCGUGCAUGGUUAGGGAGUUGUAUAGGAAAGGAAAUCGAUCAAGUAAACGAUCUUGUACAGCAAGGUUCAUUUACUACGGGACUUCUACUUGAUGCACCCCGAGAUUGUGGAGGACCUUUAGUCACAAGUGACUUAAAGGGGGUAGUUGUGGCUCAAAAGUUGGAUGAAAUUUGGGAGCAUCUCAUCAGCCCUUUAACUGUAAGGAUUGGUGUUCAGGGACCUGCAGGAAUUGGGAAAACUGCUGUCAUGGCUCAUAUCUUUAACCGAUUAUGCUCAUCUUGUCGUGUUUUUUAUGUUAAUGUACCUCAAGACUUCAGUAUUUAUAGCCUUCAAGCUAGCAUUGCGGAAGAAUUGAAGGUUGACCACCUACCACAAACAGAAGGAAGUGAAAUCAGGAGGGCAGCUAGGCUAUGCCAAGCAUUCAAAUCAAUGAAAGAAUUUGUUCUUAUAUUAGACGGUUUACCCAAAGACUUUGCUAUCGAGGAUGUAGGCAUCCCUUUGGAAGGAAACAAAGGGAAAAUAAUUGUGACAUCUCAAUGUCUCAAUGUCUGUAAAAGAAUGUUGUGUCAAGAAACUGUUGUGUUGGAAUCCCUGUCUCAAGAGGACUCAGAGAAUUUGUUCAUGGAGAAAUUAGCAUCAGAUAUUCCUAUUUCUGAAGAUAUUAGGAAUAUUGCUCGCGAUAUAAUUCAGAAAUGUAAUGGCAUACCAUCGAAAAUUAUCGAUAUGGCUGUCCGACUAAGAGGAGCUCCUGAUGUGAAUGAAUGGCUGGACACAUCAUCUGAUAUGUGAAUUCACUCUUGCCAUAAAGAUGUAUUAGCCCUAUAAACACGCGAUGUGUUUGUCUAACAUAUGGAUAUCAACUCUAAUACAAGUGUGUCUUAUUGUACUACGUAUUAAAACUACUAAUAUUGGUUGAUUAUAGUUCAAAUAAUAACUUUUUUGACAGUAUUGUAUUUGUUAAUAUACUAUCUCCUAUGCUGCUAAUCUGCUAUACCUUCCUCUUUAAAA